AUGGAUGAUAAUUUUAAGAAAUUGAUUGAAUCUACCUAGCCAGAAUCUUUAUACACAAUCAGACUAUGUAAGAGAUUAGGAUAUCGUCCUGAGGAUUUAACAUAUAAAUAUUUUUUAUUCUAUAUUCUUUAGAUCCAUAGAUGAAUUUUAAUCUGUCAAUCAUGAGUUGAGAUAAAUAAAAUAUGAUCAUUACAAAGCUAGAGUACUCAGUAAAUCUUAAAUUUAAAAUAAACUAGUAAUAGUAAAUAAAAUCAACAAAGUUAGAAGUAGAAACAAAACAACUGGCUUAUCUGAACUGCCUAAUCAGACUAAUAUUUAAUAUUCCUCUAUUGUUGAUAAUAUGUAAGAGUAAUCCUAAAGCAUAUCUAUUAAAGAAAGAGUGCUAUAGAAUCUUAUUUAUUAAGUACUUCUAAGAUAAAAUAAGUUUGCUUAAUAUUAUCAAUAAAAGAAUAAAGUUUUAGUAAACAAAACUAAAUUAGCAAUUUAACCUUCAUAAAAAAUAUCAAUCCAAUCUAAACAAUCUAUAUAAUAAAUGAAAACAGAAUAGUCAAAUAGAAGAUGUGAGACUCAUCGUGAGUAUGAAAAUAAUGAGAAAUUAUUUAUUUCAUCAAAUGAAAAGUUUCUUAUAAAAAGAUAAUUAAUCUAGCAAUUAGAAGAAAAGUAAUAGAAGGAAUAAAUGUAAAAACUUAAAGAAAAGGGUUACUAUGUAUUUAUUAUUAGAAAAGAAAGCAAUAUAGAAAAUUUAAUAAUUUAAGAGUGAGUUGAAACAACAUUUUUAGAAAUCCAAUUUUGUAGAAGUAAAAAACAAAAAAGAAUAAAUUGAUAAUGAAUAAUAUCAAUUUCUGAUUAAUAAAUAAUUUGAAAAAUUGCAAUAGUUGAGAUUGAAAUUGAGUCAAUUAAGUAAGCCUAUGAAAUAGCAGAUAUUGAAAAGAAAUAAGACUUAUUCAUUAUUUUAUGAUUCAGAUUUUUAAUGUAAGAUAGUAGAUAAGAUUGAAAGAGUUGUUAAUUUAAAAUGUCUAAUACUUUCAGAAAGAUAAAAGAUAAUAGGUGAGAGAUUAAAAAUCAAUUAGGAUGAUGUAAAUUUCAACAAAUAUCACAUUAAAUAAUUGAAAAUUAAAGAUGAGAAUAAAAGAAUUAAAUAAAUAUAAAGAAAUUAGAAAUAGUAUUCUUAUUAAAUUGAUUUGAAAUCUUAGUUGUUAGAAAAACAAAUGAAGAAAUCAGUUUGGGAAUAAGUGAAUCGUGUUAGUCAUUUAUUUUCUAGUCCAGUAGAAUAUGAUAGAUAUAGAAAUGAGAUGAAAUUGUUAUUAAAUAAACAAAAGGAAUCAAUUGAUCAAAAAUAUUAGAAUAGCAUAGAUAUAUUAUAUAAAUUGUUACCUUAGUAAAUGGCAGAAAAAGUUUUAUAAUGA
This is a messenger RNA of Paramecium primaurelia, 1406 nucleotides long. Lineage: Eukaryota; Ciliophora; Oligohymenophorea; Peniculida; Parameciidae. The record is from the annotation of a GenBank genome assembly.